Anthonomus grandis grandis is the source of this 952-nucleotide messenger RNA. It is a transcript of the gene nau, whose product is annotated as transcription factor SUM-1. The transcript has 6 exons. Gene Ontology annotation, molecular function: protein dimerization activity; DNA-binding transcription factor activity, RNA polymerase II-specific; RNA polymerase II cis-regulatory region sequence-specific DNA binding. Gene Ontology annotation, biological process: muscle organ development; positive regulation of myoblast differentiation; regulation of transcription by RNA polymerase II. The record is from RefSeq and is a predicted model, not a curated record. Bases 116 to 883 code for a protein of 255 amino acids. NCBI's taxonomy places the organism in Eukaryota, Metazoa, Arthropoda, Insecta, Coleoptera, Curculionidae.
UACUCCUUUAAUAAUACACAAUAUACUCGCUGGAUAUUAGUAUUAGUGGCGUUUUUGACUAUACCGGUACUAUAUCGAUACUGGGUGACGUUAUAUCGCAAGUAUAUAUACGAAAAUGAACUAUUUUCAUAACUUUUAUCAGCAAUACCGGCCUAAUUGCAAUUAUAAAAGUGACAGGUUAGAUGGGAAUUGUGGACGGUACGAUAGAGAAGUAAGUGUUGGGAAGAAGUGUGUUAGUGAUGAUGUUCCUAAGAAAGAAAGUGUUAGUGAUGAUGAUAAUAAGAAUGCCGGAUCCUCUUCAGGUGAUACAGGCUACGUAAGCGCAGAAAGCUCAAUAGAAAGCGACGAUGAAAAAGAACUAAAUCACGUGUUGGAACCACAAAAUGCAGGAUGUUCCAUAAAUGGUCCAAGAAAAUGCCUUACGUGGGCAUGCAAAGCGUGUAAAAAGAAAUCAGUUGCCAUCGAUCGACGGAAAGCUGCCACCUUACGUGAAAGAAGACGAUUACGAAAAGUGAACGAAGCGUUCGAGUUACUGAAGAGACGAACCUGUAACAAUCCGGGCCAAAGAUUACCGAAAGUUGAAAUAUUGAGGAGUGCUAUUGAAUAUAUUGAAUAUUUAGAGGAGAUUUUGCAAGGAUCAAAGGGCAGCACCGACAGGCAUACUGGAAGUGGUAUUACUAGGAGUGAAUACGUGAAUUCAUCUACGACACAGUACUUGUGCGAUAGACUACAGCAAUUAAGUGAACCGAAGUAUUCUCCACAUAAUGGUUUUGAAUUAUCUUCAGGAAUCACAUCAACUUCCAGCCUGGAUUGCCUGAACCUUAUUGUCCAAAAUAUUACAACAAAACAGAAUAAAAUCAAUAAUGAUAUAAUUAGUAAAUAAGCUUAAUUGUUGCUCAGAUUUAUGUUAUGAUAUGCUCAAUUUAUUUAUGAAUAAAGAUUAUUAGGAAUA